AUGCCCCCGAAAGCUGUGGACAAAGCCAAGCAAAAGGAACGAGAAAAGAUUGCGAUUGACAAGACAUUCGGAUUGAAAAACAAAAACAAGAGCAAGGUCGUCCAGAAGUACAUCAAAUCCAUCGCAAACAAUGCUUCAGGUGCUCCAAAGGGGGGUAAAGAGCAAGCAGAGCGAGAUGCCAAGGAUGCCAAGCAGAAAGAGAUGCAGAAAGCCGCGUUGAUGAAUUCCUUAUUUAACCUCUCCACCGACAAGAAGGGAAGAGCGUUCGACCCUGUGGCCAAAAAGAAGGCCAAAGCUGCGGAGGAAGAGGCCAUCGCGGCUGGAAAGAAGCUUUCGGAUGAGAUCAAGAAGGAAAUUAUCGAAGGCGUGGCCAACACAAUUCGCUUGACGAAUCCCAAGGGCAUCCGGAUGUCUGAGAUGGGCGGCCACGCCAUCAUCCAGGCGUUGAAGAAUAAGCAUCAAGACACCUUCAAGACCAUACAGCUCUUGCUCUUCAUUAAGGCACAUGACAAAGUCUUCUGGGUUGAUGAUCCCGAGAAUGGCAACCCCAUCAUCCGAUGUUUGGAGGAUGUUGAAGCUGAAGUGGCCCCUGAUGAGCGUCCGCUGGAGGAAAUUAUUGAAGAACGUCGGGCUGCAUUGCCUCCAGGGGGAACUCCAGUCACCCCGGAGACGUUCAAGGCCUGGAAAGAGAAAAGAGAGGCAGAAAGGCUCGCAAAGGUGGAAGCAGAGCGUCAGGAAAAUGCAAAGAAAGGCGGCGCCAAGGGCCUUGUUGGCAUGAGCGGCCGGGAUCUGUUCACGUACGAUGCAUCCCUCUUCAAAGACGAAGAGGGCGCCGUGUCCGCCGACGAGUACGAUGAGCGGGAGGAGGAUCCUGAGUAUGACGACGAUGACGACGGCAAGACGCAUGGUGUGGCCCAGGAUCUGCAGGACGGUGACGGUGAGGAUGACGAAGCCGAGCCGGAUACUGGCGCUAGAGGGAGCAGCGAAGAUGUUCAGGAGGUAGCGGGUGCCAUCAAUGAGAAGCUGUUCCUUGAGGAAGAGGAUCUGCCAGACUUGGACGAUUUAGAUGAGGCAGAUGAGGCAGAUGAGGCAGAUGAGGAGGCUGUGGAAGAAGGCAAAGGAUGA
This is a messenger RNA of Symbiodinium natans, 1125 nucleotides long. NCBI's taxonomy places the organism in Eukaryota, Dinophyceae, Suessiales, Symbiodiniaceae. The record is from the annotation of a GenBank genome assembly.